This is a messenger RNA of Ornithorhynchus anatinus (platypus), 1589 nucleotides long. RefSeq names its product class I histocompatibility antigen, Non-RT1.A alpha-1 chain-like. Gene Ontology annotation, biological process: antigen processing and presentation of endogenous peptide antigen via MHC class I via ER pathway, TAP-independent; antigen processing and presentation of endogenous peptide antigen via MHC class Ib; positive regulation of T cell mediated cytotoxicity. The record is from RefSeq and is a predicted model, not a curated record. Lineage: Eukaryota; Metazoa; Chordata; Mammalia; Monotremata; Ornithorhynchidae. The coding region runs from base 60 to 1055 and encodes 331 amino acids. Gene Ontology annotation, cellular component: external side of plasma membrane. The transcript has 6 exons.
AACCUGUACAUCCUGUCCCCUCCCCUCCUCGCAGGAUUCACGGGGAAUCGUCCCCAGCGAUGGCGGUCGUGGGCUCUGGGAAGCGUGUCCCCCUGCCUUGGGAUGUCCUCCUUCAGCUGCUUCUGGUCCCGUGUUUGGCGACGGGCUCAGAGUUACACUCACUGAAAUUUUUCAGUUUUGCUGUCUCCGAGCCCAGUCCGGGGGUCCCUGAGUUUGGUUUGCAUGUCUAUCUGGAUGACCACUUCUUAGCACAGUAUGACAGUGAAAAACAGAAAUUAAAAUUCCAGAAUAAGAGGAUAGAGAAUCGAGUUGGACAUGGGUAUAUUGAAAAGCAGAUCUUGCAGAUUAGCCUCUGGCAGGAUUGGUUCCAAAGCCAAAUGCAAGACAUCAUGAGCCACUACCAUCACAGUGGAGGGUCUCACACUUUCCAGAAUGUGAUUGGCUGUGAGAUCCAGAAAGACAACAGCUCCAAGGGAAUUUUCUUCUUUGGAUAUGAUGGCGAGGACUACAUUUCCUACGACCUGGACAAAGAAACCUGGACUACGAAAGAUUCUGUGGCCAAAAUCACCGAGCAAAAAUGGAAUGCCACAGAGGCACACAGGAAAUCUGAACUGCUUGAUAAAUGUGUCCAGACCUUCCAGGACUUGGUGAAGUACAAGAAAUACAUCCUGGACCUGAAAGAACGACCGUCAGGGCUAGUGACCCAACACACAGGCCCCAACAGAGAGAUGAUCCUGAAGUGCUGGGUCUUCAGCUUCUCGUCCCCAAAUAUCGUGCUGAGUUGGUUGAAGGAUGGGGAAGAGAUGGAGCAGGACACCAAGCACUCGAAAGCACGGCCCAGUGGGGACGGCACCUACCAGAAGUGGGCAUCCGUGGAGAUUCCCCCCGGGGAAAAGGAGAAAUAUAUCUGCCGGGUGAAGCAUGGGGAGCUGAGCGCCCAGUUCAACCAGGCCUGGGAGCUGGAACCUGAUUCCUUGACCAUCUGGGUCAUUGCUUUUUGUCUCGUCGCUGUCCUGUUCUUCACCUUGGUUUGGAUUUGGAACUGUGUCCUGUAGAAGAAAAACGUGCCACUAACAACAGACCACUAAUGAUUCCUCGAGAGGGUGAACCGAAAUACUGAACUGCCUCUACUCCCUUCCACCGAGAAGCCAUCUGAUGCCGUAUAUGACCCCAUUUCAAGUCCAAAAAUUUGAAUCCAGAGGUUCAGAAUGGGGCAGAGCCCCAUCUGGUUCCAGAGAAAGAGGCCAAACUUUGCCUCUUCCCAGUGACCAACCUUUGCCAGCGCCCUCAAACGAUUGUUGGAGCGAUCGGUCACAGUGGAGAUGAGAGCCAUCGGCGAAACACGCUCUGAUCACAGCCGAACGAUAGCAGUGAAUAAACGCAAAAUAGGACCCAGUGAAAUGCUUUUCAUCAUCCUUUCUCCUCCACUAGAUCGUAAGCCCCUUGAAGUCAGGGAAUUGUCAUCUGGAUUUCCUUAGCAUCUCUCAUCUCAGUCCCCAGGAACAAAACCAAAAGAUUUAUUUUAGUGUCUGACCUCCCCAUUACACUGUAAGCUCUUUGCGGGUAGGGAACUCUGUUGUAUUACAUGC